ACAUUUGACAGACUGGCCAGUUUGCGUCUGACUUUCGAACGCGAACGCCCGAUGCGCGCAAAAGAAGUACACCUGUCAAAAAUUGGCGGCAAACUUUCCGCCACAGAGUAAAAAUAGUUUCGGAUUUUUUCUUCUGUGUUUUUUCAAGUGCGUUUUAGUUAUAAAAUCAUGUUUCUAUUUUCAUUGAAGAAAGUUGUUUUGAUAAAGUAAAAACAGUGAGUGUUUACUUUUUGGUGAAAGUGGAAGGAUACAUUUAAUUGAACAUGAAGUCAAUGAGUUGUUUGUUUGCCGGAUUUUUUAUAUUGUUGGCAGUUUUAAUAGAUCUCUCGCAGCCAACAUGCGUGCUAGAAUCAGACUUUGGGUUCAAAAUAAACUGUGCCUUCAAAAAGUCUGGCCUCUUCAGGGUACGGAACCUUGGAGGACUCAAAGCACAUGCCAGCUUAGGGUUCAGCCUCGGUGAUGAGCUGGGCUUCGAGCAGUCCCUCACAAACUUGGACCCCAGCAGACGGAGAUCUGUCAGCGUCAGGAAUGGAGCGCCACCAAAUAUCAUCGACUCGUCACCGCGACCGGCGGCUAAGCAAGAGAAACGCGGCAAGCAGAACAGAAUAAUGAUGCGACCGAUGGCGCCGGUAGCAGCGCGACCCAACCAAGCCGCGAUGGAUAAGCUCAGCUCUCUACACCAAAGGGUUUCCACCACAAUGCAGCCCAUCGUCGUCCAAAGCACAGCUGACACUUCAAACCACCCACGAGCUAGUCCAACUGUGACCAUGGCCAAACCCAUGCCCAUGGGAGUACCACCUUUCAAGCCCCUCCCGCCAAAAGAAGAAACUCUGAAGGUCGUCCCAAUAUCAUCGACGAAGACCACCUACACGCCGCUACAGGUCCCGCAGGCCAAAGGCCCCGGCCUCGCGUACCAAAGUGAGAAUUACCCUCAAUCAUCACACAACCACGUCUCAAAAAUGGUUUCACAAAUGACUGCAGUACAAUACGCGCCACUAAUCAGAAUAACACCGAGCCCCGUCAUAGUGAACACGCCCAAGCUCUACCAAAUGCCCACUACAAUUAACCCAUUCAUUCCCAUGCCUAUUGCCGCUCCGCCCACACAAGCUAUAUCUAUCAUACCCGCACCAACAUUCAAAGACCCCAUACACGUUCCGUCACAGUUCGUUCCGCCUCAAAAUUCUUUCCAAAAGCCCAAUCCUGUUUCUAACUUUCUAGAUCCAGUUCCUCAGCAAGUGCAUCAGUUGGCGAACAUGUAUCCGGCUUACAAUACGAAGAAGAUUGACGAUUAUAAUUCUAUCACUGGUUACGGUGAUGACACGACGUUGAAAUUUAACAAAGAUGAUAUAAAUGCGAAGAUAGUAGAGAUAGCGAAAGCAGGGAACAUAUCAAUGGAAGCAGUGGAGGCUGCGAUAGCACUAAGGCAGCAGCAGCUGUUGAACAAGUACGCGAACCUGCCGAUGCCUACGACGACCACGACGACUACCACGACGACGACCACGACGGAGGAGCCGCUCAUCUUCCAGCCGCAGCCGGAGCCAGAGAUCCUCGUGGCUACUCCGCAGAAACCAAAGAGAAACCCAACAGUGGGCAAAGUGAUGAACGCGCCCAGAGAAUACUACCCGGUGGGCUAUGAGAAGAAUUUCGACGACCACUUCCAGUCCAAGGUGGACUUGCCUGAUACUGACUUCCACUGUGGGGACCAGAAGUACUUCCCCGGACUGUAUGGAGACGAGACCCUGGGUUGUAUGGUGUUCCACGUCUGCGCACUAACCGACGACGGCCUAGUCAUGAAGUCUUUCCUAUGCCCUGAAUCGACACUCUUCGACCAGACCAUCCUAAAAUGCAACUGGUGGUUCUACGUGGACUGCAAGAAUACCCGCAAGCUUUAUGACACCAACAUCCCAGUUUCCAAGAGCUACCAGCUCAUGAAGGCGUUGACUUUCUUCUCGUCGUACAAGAAGGAGAUGGAAGACGGUCAGCCAACCAACCCUGAAGACGUUGAAGGCAUCAAGGAUGCUAUCACUAUUUUAGAAAACCAAGACAAGCCGGCAGAGCAGUAUGCAGGAUCCGAUGGUGUUCAAGUAGUCACUCCUGUACCCACCAUUGAUGAAAGGAAUAACCAUAAAGCAGACUCUUCAGAAAAUCAUCCUGUUUAUAGAGCAACAAGGAACUACAAUGGUUCCAAUAAUACCAGAAAUAAUCCCACAAAACCCAAGUCCAGUCAAGAAGAUACAAGCUCAGAAUUUAAACUUAUUACAGUCAACGCUGAUAUCAAUUUCGCUAAAAAUCAAAGCAGUUCCGGACAAAGACGAAAAACGACUUCAUCCGACUCAUCAGAGAGAAAACAUCGAAGACGAAUGGUGCUCAAGAAUACGCCUACUUCUACUACUCCUAUCCCUAGUACAUCAUCCACCACUACCACUACUACUACAACCAGUAAACCAAUAGAACCAAGCAAAUCCCCAAUAGUUGAAAUUAUAAAACAAGAGAUACAGCCAAUAGAAGCUUUCACUGCUGCUGAAGCAAGACCACACCAACUAACAGAUGAACUUGAAACCCCAUUUCAAGUUGAUUCAGCAUUCCUCAGAGAAGCGGAAAAGGCUCCACCAGUCAGAAGAUUUUAUAGAUCAAGUGCUGAGAAAGAGAGCAAAGAAGUUGCUUAUGUAAACAACGAAAAAAUCCAAAUUGUGAGGCCAACGUCCACAGCCAGACUUGUCGGCAACUUCCAAACUCCAACAGCAGUCAUAGCUAAGCUAGAUGAAGCUAUUCUAGGAAAACCUUACAGUAAUAGAUACAAAAAAGAACUCGUCACUAUAGUGACUCCCCAAAACCACGAGAGCUAUCAAAUUCCCAAAGACCAAACAUAGCCUGAAACUUUUUCUUAGUCAAUAACUAAAUUUAAGUGUCAUAACCUCUUGUUAACUUAUUUAUUUCGUACGUAAUAGGAUACGUAUGCGCUCAAUGUUAUUAUUGUUAGACUAGCGGAAUCAGUCAAGUGAUAUUACGGUGUAUGUCUUAGUGUAGAAAUAAAAAUUGUUUCCUAAU
This is a messenger RNA of Ostrinia furnacalis (Asian corn borer), 3048 nucleotides long. RefSeq names its product mind the gap (gene mtg). The transcript has 8 exons. Gene Ontology annotation, molecular function: chitin binding. Bases 264 to 2870 code for a protein of 868 amino acids. Gene Ontology annotation, cellular component: extracellular region. NCBI's taxonomy places the organism in Eukaryota, Metazoa, Arthropoda, Insecta, Lepidoptera, Crambidae. The record is from RefSeq and is a predicted model, not a curated record.